This is a messenger RNA of Cheilinus undulatus (humphead wrasse), 7520 nucleotides long. RefSeq names its product bromodomain containing 4 (gene brd4). The record is from RefSeq and is a predicted model, not a curated record. Gene Ontology annotation, cellular component: nucleus; chromatin. NCBI's taxonomy places the organism in Eukaryota, Metazoa, Chordata, Actinopteri, Labriformes, Labridae. Gene Ontology annotation, biological process: chromatin remodeling; positive regulation of transcription elongation by RNA polymerase II. Bases 497 to 5083 code for a protein of 1528 amino acids. The transcript is spliced from 19 exons.
GCUGGUUCGUCUGUUACAGAGAGGGUGAGCUACAGGGAAUAAAGUGCUCUGAUCGGAGCCCUCUCUUCCCUCUUUCGCUUUCUUCUCUCCCUCUGUUCAACUCUUUUUGCGCUGGUGUCCAUUUAAGUUUGGGAGGCCCCGAAGAGGACAUACAAUGGAGCGACGAGCCUGUGGCAACUGGGCCGUUGUACUGCUGAGAGGGGGAUGGGGUAGAGAGAGGACCGGUUCACACAGCUAACACAGCCUGCCGGCUGGAGGCUCCCUCAGCCGUUUCUUUCCGCCUUGACCCAAUGUUUAGGCUUUUUACUUACUGCCACUCUCAAACUCCAUUUGAACUUCACUAAGGAAUACUUACUGGGAUCUAUGGAAUUUUAGGAUGCAUACUGGAGCCCUGGAUAAUUAAUCUCCAUGUUUUGAAUGGGGAAACGGAAAGCAAACUUCUCUGUAAUUCUUUUGUGCCUUUUUUGGCUUUUGGUUUCUGUUUGGCUGUUCAUAAAUGGAUUACAAGAUGCAUGCCAAGUCAAAUGAUUUGCUGGAUUUUCAAAAACUGGAUGCCCUUCUUGAAAAAAUCGCACAUUCGGUCUCAGUAAAAAGAGAGUCCAGUGAGGAGUGCAAUGGGAUCAGCCGUGCUCUGUCAGUGGAGUCUGUGCCGGGGCCAAGACUGAACUGGUGUCCUGCCAACACCACUACCCCUGCCCCUGCUCCAGCUCCCGCUCCGGGGCCCGAGCCCACGCCCAAUUCUGCCAGAAUGGGGGACGGCGUGGAUGCAGCACAGAUGUCGGGCAGCAGCAGCAGCCAGGGGCAGGCCCAGCUAUUUAGCAACCCCCCACCCCCAGAGUAUACUGAUCCCAGCAGGCCAAAGCGCCAGACCAAUCAGCUGCAAUACCUGCUCAAGAUGGUGGUGAAAGGCCUCUGGAAGCACCAGUUUGCCUGGCCCUUUCAUGCACCAGUGGAUGCAAUAAAACUUAACUUGCCUGACUACUACACAAUUAUCAAGAAACCAAUGGACUUGGGAACAAUCAAGAAAAGGCUAGAGAACAGUUACUACAGGAAUGCCCAAGAAUGUAUUGAAGACUUCAACCAGAUGUUUUCUAACUGCUACAUAUACAACAAGCCUGGAGAUGACAUUGUUUUAAUGGCUGAGACUUUGGAAAAGGCUUUCCUUCAAAAGAUCACAGAAAUGCCUGAGGAGGAAACAGAGAUAGUUGUCAUGACAGGGAAAGGACGUGGCAGGGGCAGAAGGGAUGCAGGUCUGAACUUAAAACCAGGGGCCAUCAUUGAUACAUCGUCCACGACUCCUCAAACACGCGGUCUGUCAAAUCUUUCAGCAGCAUCCCAGAACAGAGCACCAGCGCAGGGCCCGCCUUCUCUACCUCCCCAGCCUUUGAUGCAGGCCAUGCCAACCCUUGUGCCCCCAACGUUAUCCAGCCAUGCACCACAGCUUGGAGCUCCCUACUCCCUGAGCCAAUCAGAUUGUGCUCCUCAAGUUCCCAUCAUGACUUCUGUGCCUCCCCCUGCUCAGACCACCCUUCCCCCAGCAUCAAUCCAGAGCCCUGCCCCCAUGCUGCAGAACCCUAUAACUAUGACCAAACAAAGAAAGAGCCAGAAAAGGAAAGCAGACACUACAACGCCCACAGCAAAUGACCAACUGAGUGAGUCUUCGCCGGCAGAGUCCAAAUCUGGGAAGACACUUAACAGGCGAGAGAGUACACGACCUACGAAACUACUGAAGAAGGAAGCUCCAGACUCUCAGCAUCAAAUAGGCACAGCGAUAGGACUAAGUGGACCAAGUGGAGGUCAUAGCCCGAAACCGCAGGAUCAACUUGGAUACUGUGCUAGUCUGGUUAGGGAAAUGCUGUCAAAGAAGCAUUCUGCUUAUGCCUGGCCUUUCUAUAAACCUGUUGAUGUGGAUGCCCUAGGGCUACAUGAUUAUCAUGAUAUCAUUAAACAUCCAAUGGACCUCAGCACCAUCAAGGCCAAACUGGAGAACAGGCAAUACAGGGAACCCCAGGAGUUUGCUGCUGAUGUACGAUUAAUGUUUUCAAACUGCUACAAGUAUAAUCCACCGGACCAUGAGGUGGUACACAUGGCACGUAAACUACAGGAUGUCUUUGAGAUGCGCUUUGCCAAGAUGCCAGAUGAACCUGAGAGCAAGCCACUGGUUUCCAACCCUGCUCCUACUCUUCACCAUCCUGCCCCUGUAAAGCCCCAGCCUCCUCUUGCCCAUGCUGCCUCAUCUUCAGACAGCUCCAGUGACUCAUCCUCUGAAUCUGAAUCCUCGACGGAUGACUCUGAAGAGGAAAGAGCCCAGAGAUUGGCGGAACUUCAGGAACAGUUGAAGGCUGUCCAUGAACAGCUGGCUGCCCUGUCCCAACCACAAACCAGCAAACCAAAGCGAAAAGAGAAGGAAAAAAAGGAUAAGAAAAAAGAUAAGCAUAAAAAGAAAGGAGGCAUGCCCAGCCUUGUAGAAGAGAUGCAAGAUGCUACACCAGUUCCACAGCUGUCUAAGAAGACAAAGAACAGCAACAAUAACAUUAAAGAGGCUGUACCCAAGAAGAAAACCAGUAAAAAGGAAGGGAUGAAAGGCAACCAUCCCUCCAACCUGCAGCCAGUCCCCAGCUUAGAAGAUGACCUCGGGCCAGCUGGGUCCUCAGUUUCAGGGGAAAAGUGCAAGCCUAUGACAUACGAGGAGAAGAGGCAGCUUAGUUUGGACAUCAACAAGCUUCCUGGUGACAAGCUUGGCCGUGUUGUGCAUAUCAUCCAGUCCAGAGAGCCUUCACUUAAAAAUUCAAACCCAGAUGAGAUUGAGAUUGACUUUGAGACACUGAAGCCUUCCACUCUACGUGAACUCGAGAGAUAUGUGUCUACUUGUCUUCGCAAGAAGAAAAAGGUUGCAGUGGAGAAGCCCAUAGAAUCCAUGGCUACCUCCAAAAAGGCUGGAUCAUCUUCUGAGAGCAGCGGCUCCAGCUCAGACAGUGAAGCAGAGGGGACAGGAAUGAUAAAGCAACAGAAGAAGAAGAGUCAGUCAGUGAAGGAGGGGAAAAAGACUCAUUCUCACGUUCAAAGUGGCCCUGCUCAGACGGGGCUUCAUUCCCAAGCUGCAGGACUUCAGUCCAGCAGUCAGUUGAAGCACCUUCAGCAACCACAUCAACCUUCUCCUGCAGGCUUUAUUGUGCCCCCUGUAGCACCCCUGGAAUCCUCACAGUUACUGGAGACGAGUUUUGAGUCCCUGCCACCUUUUGGCCAGCCCCUCAUGCAUCUAUCCCACCACACAGGCAAUUCGUCCUCACCUGCACAGCCACAUCUCAAUGCUCAUUCUGCUGGGCCGGUGUCCCCUGAGACACACCCCUUCCUCAACCAACAUCCCAUCCUACCAUCUCCAGCCUUACACAGUACCAUGCCUCAGCAGCCUUCUCGACCCAGUCACAAGGCAGCCCCGCUUCAUCCCAAACCCCCUCAGCAGCAACCAGUAACUCCUCAACAGCAGUCGGCCCUGCAGCAGCCACAACAACCGCAGCUUCAGACCCCGCCAGCAGCACCACCACCACCACAGCACCAGCUCUCUUCUCAAAUCCUCCACCCUCCUCAACCUCUGCACCAGCAGCCCAUGUCCCCUCCAACACUCACACCCCAGGGCUUGCUGUCCUCCCAGCCUCCCCAGAUGUUGCUCGAGGAUGAUGAAGAGCCAGGGUCUACAACGCCUAUGAACCAAGUACAGUUGUACCUGCAGCAGUUCCAGCAAGCCCGCCAGCCCCAGCAGACCAUGCAGUCACUCCAGGCGCAGGCUCGUCAGCAGCAGCAACAACAAAUACAACCACAGCCAGGACAAACGUCUCUUCUACAGUCUGUACAGGCACAAUCACAACUCUCCUCCCAACCCUCACUGCCUCCUCCACAGCUUCCUGUUCAGUCCCAGGCUCAACCAGCCCCAUCACACCAGGCGCCAUCCCAACAGAUUCCUCUACACCAGGCCCGACACUUGCAGCACGCUCAUCAACAGCAGCAGCCACAACAGCAGCAACUGAACUACCAGCAGGGUCCUGGACUUGCUGGUCAGUCCCAAGGAUCACAACACAAGGUAUCCAUGCCCACCAACAAAGCACAGCAAAUCAUUCAACAGCAGCAAGAACAGCCUUCCCCACGCCUGACCAAGGCUGACCCUUACAAUGCAGGUAAUGUGAGGGACAACCCUUCCCCGCUAAUGAUGCAUUCCCCUCAACUCCCUCAGUACCCGCCUGUCUCUCACCAUUCUCCCCCUCACAACAUGCAGUCCAAAAAGCAGAGGGCACCUGGAAGUCAAGCUGGAAUUAAAGAGGACAAACUUCCUCUGUCACCAGUGAUGAGAGGAGAGCCGUUUAACCCUGCAAUGAGGCCAGACCAUCAUAAACAUCCAGAUAGUAAGCCUUCUCAACCAAGCCAUGGCCAACCGAAUGUGAAGUCCAUGGACAGCUCACGACCUGUCAUCCGCUCCUCUGAGCCAAGUGGACCACCACCCUCUCUGCAGGAGAAGGAAAAAUUCAAGCAGGAAUCAAAGACCUCAACUGCCUCCAAAAAAGUACAAGAUGUGAAACUGAAGAAUAUGGGCUCAUGGGCCAGUCUGGCACAAAAGUCAACAUCCACGCCUUUAUCUGCAGUGAAGUCAUCUAGUGACAGCUUUGAGCAGUUUCGACGUGCAGCCCGGGAAAAAGAGGAGAGGGAGAAAGCCCUAAAAGCCCAGGCAGAGCAAGCAGAAAAAGACAGACUACGCAGAGAGCAGGAUAAACUGCGAGGUCGAGAUGAAGAGGACGUCAUAGAGCCAAGCAGAAGGGUGCACGAGGAGCCACGCAGGCGUCUGGAGCAGCACAUCCAAGCUCCUUCACAACAGCAACAGCAAACGCAGCAGGAACCCCAACCGACUACCAUUCAGCAACCUCCUCAACCCCCUACGCCACCUCAGCCUGCUGCUCAGAACCCACUAGACCAACAGAGAGAACUAGCACGUCGUCGAGAGCAGGAGAGGAGGAGGCGAGAAGCGAUGGCGGCAACUAUUGACAUGAAUUUCCAAAGUGACUUAAUGGCUAUCUUUGAGGAGAACCUUUUUUGAGGAGAGGAGCUACUGAAACGUAACUGCAAAAAAAAAAAAACCCUUAGGAUUAUGUAAACUUCGUCUGAAGAGAGUUUUGGUGACCAUGAACCACAGAAAGACUGACUAAAUGUGGAUGUGACAGGCCCUGAGUACAAUAGUAGGACGGGCAAACACAUCUCGCUUUGCCCCAGUGGACUGAAAACGCAACACGUGGGGAUCAUCUCAAUGUUUUGGAUGUCGUUUCUUGGGAAUUUGGCAUUGCCUGCCUGAUAGCUCACAACAGGAGAAAAAGGACCCCUGUUGGCACAGUUGCCUUUCUUACACUUGCUUCUUACAGUGUUUGUUGGUGCAACAGUAGUUUGCAAGACUAAAGACAUCCCAAUAUCUAUGAAAAUGCUCUGAUAAUGUACUGACAGACUGUGCAGAGGUGUUUUGAAACUGCCAGAUGUCUGAGGAUGUGAAGAAGACUGACUGGUCUUUUUAUGUUCUGUUGUGUUUUUAUGGUUGUAUGUGAACACAUGGCAUAAAUGGGGGUGGGGGGCAGCUUCCAUACUGUAAAUCGUGUAUAUUUCUCAGUAGAGAAGGUACAAUUUGCCUUACACUUCUUUCCUAAACAGACCAUUAUGUUCUGUGGCCUGCACAUAAGGAAAAACCAAUAACAUUUACAACCAGGAGAAGAAGCAGCGCAGAAACUUUUUCAUCAAGUAUCUACUGUAAAGAAGUAUUUUCUUAUACUAUGAUAACUGUUUAUUUUGGAUCUUUAUUUUCUUUUUUUUUCUCUGUAGGUCUUUGAAUUUUCACACCAACACACUCCGCCACCUAUGUCUAUGCCAAACAAUCCAUUAUCUUUUAUGCUAAAAUACUUUUCCUAAAACAUGCUAGGUAGCUAUUGAUCAAACAAACCCUGGAUAUAUGCAUUAUCAUAGUUUAAGCAAGUAUUUAUCAGAAACCGAAUCAUCCUUCUUUGUGUGUUUUAAUUUAAACAUGGACUUGUUAGCAGAAGAAGGGAAACGUCCAGCUCUUUCUGGGCUUUAGUUUAAUUAUGAUUUCACUACAAGUGUUGCACCAGGAAUUGUAUUAAACUUUCUAGAAAUAAUGUUUGAAAUGUCCAUAUCAUUGGCCUGUUAACAGUCACACUACUGGAUCAGUUUUCCUUUGAGUAGCUGGGCUUUCCUUUGGUGUUCCCUCUUUGUGCACUCUGAUCUUAACUUGAAGGUUUUGAUCAAAUAUUUUAACCGGCAGAGCGCUCAAAGCAGGAAUGGGACAAUCAAGGGAAUUAAAGAAUUGACACAUUUACAUUUUUACUCAGAUCCGGUUAAAAACGGCUGAAAGGAGCUCCCAUUUGGUUUUUUCAUCAAAUCGUCUAAUUCACUGUCGGCAGUAUCAAAUAAAAAGACAAACUAUUACAAAAGUUUUGAAGCGAAAAUGUUGAAAAAACAUGUUUGAUUUUUAUCUUUGUUCUUGUUCGAUAAUAGUGGAUGUGAGUUAUAAUUCUGUUCUUAGAGACAUUGAUUUGACCGGGGAUGGGCUGAAAUCUGAAUGCAUCUCGUCCUCUUCACUUGUCUCUUUUGGUGUUUUUCUCCAGUGCCUGUAUUGUAUUGCAAUUCUCGUUGGCUUAUAUUACACUUGGAGGGAGUUAAAGUGAGUCGAGAGUAGGUGGUGUAAUAUUUGAACGGGGAGCGAGAUUUUUGGAAGAGUUUGUGUAAAAAAAAAAAACAUAAAAAAAUUACUAAAAAAAGUAAAGACAGCAUUUUAUAUUUUACCCGUUGUCAAUAUUCGGGUUUUAAAUUUAGUUUUAGCUGGACUUCUAUGAGUGUACACACCCAACAACUUCUUUCUCUAUUUGUUCAAUCAGCAGAUUUUAGGUAGAUAUGUUCAGCAUUGCCACACUAGCGUUUAUGUCUGGUCUGUGAGUGUGACUUUGUAAAUUUGGACGGCUGUGUGACUGCGUGUUUGUUUUUUUGUUAACGUUUUUUAAAGUGUGUGGUGCAGGGAGGCAUGUUCCCCGAUGUAGAUAAGCAUUCUAUUGAUGAAGAGAAUAAACAGAUAAACAGUACUUCAGGAGAACUUGUUUCUGUGCUUAAGUCACCUUUUUAAUUUCUAUCAAGUCCACCUUAUAUGAGUAUAGACUUUUUGUUAUUAGACUGGUUUUGAAAGGGUAAAAAAAAAGCGACUUCAUUCCUAUUUAGCCCUAUUUUUCUUCUCACAAUAACUGUUGGACAUAAUGUGCCAUGAGUUUCCACAGAGAAUGUGCUGACCCGCAGCUCAGCCCAGAGUUUGCUUUAUUCAGGUAUUUUAUUUUGUGUUAAAUUUGUUCUGUUUUGGGGUUUUUUGUUGAAACAUUUUCCUCGAUUAUUGUUUGGUAUGUGAGUGGUCUAUCGAGGUCUCUGAUUCAGUCUGUUAUGAUCAUUGAAUAAACUCAUCUGUUUUAUAGAAAAUAAAAAAAUAAACUAAA